Molecule: messenger RNA, 468 nt
Organism: Homarus americanus (American lobster)
Lineage: Eukaryota; Metazoa; Arthropoda; Malacostraca; Decapoda; Nephropidae
Product: G-protein coupled receptor GRL101-like
Exons: 5
Coding region: 1-468 (155 amino acids)
Biological process (GO): positive regulation of synapse assembly; axonogenesis; regulation of presynapse assembly
Cellular component (GO): membrane
Molecular function (GO): protein binding
Source: RefSeq, a predicted model, not a curated record
AUGCUGUGUGACGGAGAGGUCCAGUGUCCUCUUACCUGGGACGACGAGGACAACUGUCCGUUCUCAUGCUCGGCGACCGCCCCUUACUGUGAGUGCCAGGACAUAAGCAUCAGCUGCCUUCACCGUGGUAUGACCUCUCUGCCCAAUGAUAUAGAGCCUCAAAUCUCCCGCUUCCACCUGGCGGGGAACUACCUGAACCACACCCUGAACGCCAGUACCUUCCUCCCUUACCGUCAUAUCGUCUUCCUGGAUUUAAGCAACAACAGCCUGUCGACUUUACCUGCUGGGAUGUUCCUGCACCUGAGUCGACUUAGAAUACUCGACCUACGAGAUAAUUUCCUCAGCGGUGUAGCCAACUCGACCUUCCUGGGGCUGACAAAUCUUAAGGCGCUGCACCUAACGGGGAACACCAUCCUGACGCUGGACUCGUGGGCGCUCUACGGUCUCUCUUCCCUCUCAACACUGUAA